CUUCCUGUCCCUGGCGCCCGGCUGCGCAGGUGGCGGCGGGGCGGGGCGCGGGCAGGGGUGCGGCCGCGCUCCUCGCUGGUACCGAGCACUGCACGUCGCGGCGGGCGCACUGCUGGCGGCACGGCUAGUGAGAUCUCAAAGUGGGAUACCAUGGCAUCUAUCUGGCUUGGACUCCGAGGGACUAUCAGAGAUUGUCCAGGCUUCAACCCAUCUGUAGAUGCUCAAGAAAUUAAUAAAGCAAUCAAAGGACUCGGAACUGAUGAGAAAGCACUCAUCGACAUUCUGACGGAGAGGUCGAAUGCACAGCGACAGCUGAUUGUGAAGGAAUAUGAAGCAGCUUAUGAAAAGAGGCUGAAAGAUGACUUGAAGGGUGAUCUCUCUGGUUACUUUGAACAUCUUUUGGUGGCCCUCGUGACACCACCGGCAGUGUUUGAUGCGAAGCAACUGAAGAAGUCCAUGAAGGGCACUGGGACAGAUGAAAACACAUUGAUUGAAAUCUUGACCACCAGGACCAGCAGUCAGUUGAAGGAGAUAUCUCAAGCCUACUACACAGUAUAUAAGAAGAGUCUUGGAGAUGACAUAAGUUCUGAGACGUCUGGUGAUUUCCGGAAAGCUCUGUUAACAUUGGCAGAUGGCCGGAGAGAUGAAAGUCUGAAAGUGGAUGAACAUCUGGCCAAAACAGAUGCCCAGAUUCUCUACGAUGCAGGGGAGAACAAGUGGGGCACAGAUGAAGAUAAAUUCACUGAGAUCCUGUGUUUAAGGAGCUUUCCUCAACUGAAGCGAACAUUUGAUGAAUACAGAAACAUUAGCCAGAAGGAUAUUGAGGACAGCAUAAGAGGAGAAUUAUCUGGGCAUUUUGAAGACUUGUUGCUGGCCAUAGUUCAUUGUGCGAGGAACACACCUGCCUUUUUAGCAGAAAAAUUACACGGGGCGCUGAAGGGUGCUGGAACUGAUGAAUUUACUCUGAAUCGAAUAAUGGUUUCCAGAUCAGAAAUAGACCUCUUGGACAUCCGAGCAGAGUUCAAGAAAAAUUAUGGCUAUUCCCUGUAUUCAGCAAUUGAAUCAGAUACUUCUGGAGACUACGAGGUCACGCUCUUAAAGAUCUGUGGAGGAGACGAUUGAGCCGAGGCCGUAACUCCAGAGCUCACGGCCAUGGGCCUGUCUGAGUUCCACUUCCUUCUUUCUAACUGAACUGAAAAGCACAAUCAAGCACACACAGCAACUGGCCUUCCUAACAGACGUUAUUCUCUGGGAGCAUCUCUUUUUAAGAUAGUAGUUUACAAAUGAAAUUUUUCAAAAGCAAAAUAUCGGUUGAUACUAUCCAAACUAUAUUUCUGCUUAGGAAGUAAAAUUUUUCAUUUGUUUGCUUUUGUAAGUGGUGCUUAGGGCUUCCUCCUGGCCCUGCAUUCGGGAAACACUCCUGGUAGUACUCAGGGGACCAUAAGGGGUAUCUGGAUUGAACUUGGAUCGACUGCAUGCAAGGCAAAUGCCCUACCUGCUGUUCCUUGCUCUCUCUGCAGCCCAGGAAGCAAAAAUCUUUAUACUGCUUUUAAACAGUCACUUCAGCUCAGGAAAAUCAACAUGAUAGAUAUUUGAGACCCUGACUUUAGUGCCCACACUAAAACAAGAAAGCAAGCACAAAAUCCAAUAAAUGCAAAUGAUGAAAAUUGUUGCCUUCAUUAAAAGUAAUUUAUCUCUUUGUUUUUGGCAUCUACCAAUACUAUUUUGUACCUGGCACCAACAACUAAUGAUAGCUUAAAUUGCCUUUUUUACUGUAAAAGCUGUUGCUAUUUUAGUUUAUUCACUACCUUCUGAGUCACAUUCAUCUUUAAGAAAGGAGCAAAAAUGAAGAUAGAAGCAAUCCUGGCCUGCUUGUUUUUGCUGUGACCAAGACAUAAGAGUGGCAAUGCAUAAUAAGUUGCUGCAGCCUUCAAAAACAUCUGCUGAACAAUUAAUCUAACCACUUCCUGUCUAAAUGGCAAACAUUAAUUGUGGUCAUUUUAUGCUAAAUGCUACUUUCCUAGAAUGGCUAUUUAGAAUUAGUCUCUAAGAUUUCCUCUUCCUCUAAAAUAAGUUUCUAAAACAAGUUUCUAAAACUAAGCAUUAAAAAAAAUCCCUCCUGUUAUUUUAGAAGGAAACCAAAUGACAUGUCUUGAGUAAUAUUAAAUAUAUGCGCUAAAAAAUCUCAAUUUGGGGGGAAGUUAUUAGUCUGGACUAAAAUAGAAAUGAUUAAACUAUAAUAGUGCAGUUUUUAAUCAACAUAUUCACUGGAGAACACUUAUGAGACCUUUCAGAAUUAUUUUUAAAAAGUAUUUCUUUUUAAAUAAAGGUAGUUCUUUCUUGCUGUAGGGUCGCCAACAUGCCCUGAGGCCCAUGGGGAUGAAGUUCAGGGAUGUAGAGGUGGGCACAGCUGGUUUCACUUCUUGCCCUACCAUCAUUAAACCUGCUAAGUCAAUUUUUUUUUUCAACAAAAUGAGGAUAAUGAUAGCACAGAUCUAUCUCAGGGAUUUUUAGAAAUCAAAUCAGGUCGUUCCCAUGAAGCACUGAACCUUGAACCUGGACACAGUAAGUGCUCAAUCCAGGUUAUUGUUAUUAUUGUCAAGCAACAUCAGAAUAAUCAUUCUUUAACCUGUUUGCCUACCAUAUACCAAGACCUGUGCUAAAUAAAUAUUGGAUAAUAUUUAUAUAUAUUAAAGGGACUAAAACUCA
Sorex araneus (European shrew) is the source of this 2709-nucleotide messenger RNA. It is a transcript of the gene ANXA3, whose product is annotated as annexin A3. Gene Ontology annotation, molecular function: calcium ion binding; calcium-dependent phospholipid binding; phospholipase inhibitor activity. The transcript is spliced from 13 exons. Bases 151 to 1122 code for a protein of 323 amino acids. NCBI's taxonomy places the organism in Eukaryota, Metazoa, Chordata, Mammalia, Eulipotyphla, Soricidae. Gene Ontology annotation, cellular component: cytoplasm. The record is from RefSeq and is a predicted model, not a curated record.